Messenger RNA from Cuculus canorus (common cuckoo), 5303 nucleotides. RefSeq names its product mitochondrial ribosomal protein L30 (gene MRPL30). Bases 67 to 540 code for a protein of 157 amino acids. The record is from RefSeq and is a predicted model, not a curated record. Gene Ontology annotation, cellular component: large ribosomal subunit; mitochondrion. Lineage: Eukaryota; Metazoa; Chordata; Aves; Cuculiformes; Cuculidae. The transcript has 6 exons. Gene Ontology annotation, molecular function: structural constituent of ribosome. Gene Ontology annotation, biological process: translation.
UCCGCCGCGCCGGCGCGGAACCGAGGUGCCGCGGCGUCGGUUCCCACCCGGAACGUGCGCACCGAGAUGGCGGGCUUGGCCCGCCGGGGUCCCGCGGCGGCUUGGAAGAUGCUGCAGAGGAUGGAGGGCCUGGCAUCCACGGCCUGGGCUCGCUGUCUCUUUACCAGGUCAAGAAUUCCAGAGUCGGUAUUUCAGCCACGGCCUGGAGAUCAUGAAAAGUAUGGAGGUGACCCUGAGCAGCCCCACAAAAUCCACGUUGUUACUAGAAUAAAGAGCGUAAUUGGUCGCCCGUAUUGGGAAAAGAAGAUAGUACGUGAUCUUGGACUGGUUAAAGCUCAUCAGCCAAGACUGCACAAAAAUAUCCCUUCUGUGAAUUCCAAGCUGAAAGUUAUUAAACAUCUGAUAAGAAUACAGCCACUGAAACUACCUUAUGGGUUGCCAACGGAAGAGGAAAUGUCGGACACCUAUCUCACGAGCAAGGGAGAGCUUAUCAUUAAACGGCAUCUGAAAUCUGGGGAGCAGAAAGAAAUUAAAUCAUAAGGGAAGCUGACCACAACAUCUGACGCAUAUUGGAUGCCUACCAAUAACCGGCCAGUUAAAGGUGCACCCACAGCAUCAUCUCAAACAAGCCCUCUAGAGCUGUCUUUCCCAACUUUUUAAGGGGUACAGCCAAUGUAAUAAUUACAUUUCCAUAGAUUUCCUUUUCUACAUCUACUAUACCUGUAAGUAAUGAUAGCAAACGCCUUCAAACUUGUAAGACUUGAGGUUCUCAGUUUUCACUGUGUUCAGAAAUGAAUGGGUGCUGAGGGCCGCAAUCUCUUCUUUUAUUUUGCCUGAAGAAUGCAGAUGGCAUUGAAGUGAUGCUUCACUCUUCACAAAGCAUCUCUCUAGUCAUUGUGUAAAAUAACUAAGAUCAGAAGUGUUUAUGAGGGAGGAAAAAAGUAUUUUCCUUCUGUUCUCUAAAAUGAGACUUUGAAUUUAAUGUCAGAAGUUGGAUUGUGUUCUAGAAAAGAGGUCACCGGACUGGAUCUUAUGAGACAUUAGUUCACAUCCCAGCUUAACCACAGAUCUAUCACCUAAAGCACUCUAUUUGAAGUUUGAGCCAGGAGAGGGUUUUAUGCUCAUAAAGCACGAAUCAAAACACUGUCAUGCUCCAAAACUCUGUUCUAAGUACUUGGCUGAGAAGUACUUCUGCUCCUGCUUGAAUGUAAAGUGGCCCAGACAGAGGCGCUUCGUCCUGAUGUUGCAAAGUGUGGUUCUGGACACUGUAUCCCAAAAUCUCUGGAGGAGUGGAGUUCACAGUGCACACUCACAUAUUUACUCACAAUAAGCAGCUGUGAUGCCUAAGUAGUUUAAACCAGAAGCGAGACCCAUCUUAGAAGACAACUUCACGAAAGCAAAACCUAACUAACAUCCCUUUUGUGUAAAGUACUUAAGUACUUAAAUUGGAUGCACGCGUGUCCAUCUUUCAGCCUGUUGAGGCUGUGCUACUGCACAACAGAGAACACCAAAGCCACGGGGGAAGUUGGUGGGAAGACAAGAGAGUGGUCUUACAGUCCCUGUAGGGACACAGUUGCAUCAGCUUCAUGUUCCUGAGACUGCCUUGGUGUUUCAUGCUGAACAGGGAGAUGGGGGACAAACAUCAAAGUAGUAUUUUGUAGUAAGCAUGAUCUAGUGGGCAGCCUGAUCUAGUGGGAUGUCCCUGCCCAUGGCAGGGGAGUUAGAACUAGGUGAUCUUUAAGGUCCCUUCCAACCCUAACUAUUCUAUGAUUCUGUGAAAACACACAAAGCACUGGGAACAGAGAGGAGAACCUUAUCUCCUCUCAAAUCCAUAAGCUACAAAGCCAUGUUUUCUCUCGACACCUCUUUCCAGGCCCACAAGCCUGCCACUGUGCUGUACAAAGCUUCAGAAGCGAGGGUGGAGAGGAAUACCGCACUUGGGUAAAACAUUUUGUAGUCGCUAUCUUUGGCAGAUUCCUAGGCGACUUGGAUCCUGUCUUGGGGCACCACUUGCCUGAGAGGAAGUCAAUGCAUCUAAUCCCAGAAUCUGGAUUCCGAAGAAGAAACCGAAAGUAGAUUCUGGACCACCUAGUUCUCGGUGUUCCCAAGUCCUUCAGUAGAGCUAAUAUUGUUUUAGUUUCCCACACACAAAAUGAGGAUGUACAUUCAUGACUCACGGGGAUGUCAAACUAACACUCAUCAAUAAUUAAUUGUUAACUCUACCCAUUAAUCAUGAAAACUAUUAAGAGCAAUUCUGUGUGCUGGGAAUUCAUGAUACAGAGCACUGAGGACAAUCAACAUUUUAGAAACCAAACAGGAAACAGUUUCAGACUCUUUUUCUGGGGCAGCACACUAACAAAAGAAAUAAUUAGCAAGGAGGAAGAGGAUCAGGAGAGGAGUUAAUGUGGGUUUGUGUAUUACAAUCACCCGAUUUUCAUGCAACGUCAUCUUGGGAAAAGCCAGUGCUUACUGAAGAUUGCAUGGUUUGUGAAGCAGUUAAAUCAGUUUUUAAACCUUUUUUUAUAAGAGUCACAUGUUGAAAUUGUACCACUGGGCAGAUGAUGUCUAAACAGGUAGUGUUCAAAAAGGCAAAGUAUAUGAACACAGACUGAACACUGAGCUGACACAGCUACACGGCUCCUGGAUCAGUGGUGAUUUCUUUUAGGCAGCUCAAGCCACAGUUGUAGUAGCCAACCCAAAAAAUGUAGCCUUAGAAUAUGCACCUCAGGGGACCUAGAAAAACAAGUUUUCUUAACUACACUCUAUUCAUCAACAAGCAUCAAACGUAUCUUACUGUACAUGCACUUAAAAUCAACCCAGCAAAUUUGAACAAGGCUUUUCUUGGUGAUGCUCUGGUCUCUGGUGAUGCUCUGGUACUACUAAUGCCACUUUGAUGUGUUAGCUUAAAUUGAUAGCAAAGCUAUUGGUGCAGGUCCCCUUCUACACCACAGAAAGGUGCUCUUCAGGGGGACAGAUAGCAAGGACCAUGUGGGAGACUGGAAUGUCUUGGGUCACCACAAUCACAUUCAACAAGAUUAACACUGAAGGCUCCAAAGCAUGAUCCAAGAACAAAAGAUCCAAGUGGCAAUUUGAGCAAUUACUUCAGAGCAGUAAUCUGUUCAAAUGUGGUGGAACCUAUCUAUCUAUUUCUCUACUAAAGUGGGCUUAGGGGCAACAUCCUCCUCCGAACAGUCUAAAAUACUCUACUGUAACAUCAAGUAUCCUCCACCUCUGAUUCCUACAGAGGCUCACCUUGAAUUCUGGAGUGUAAUGCUCACCCUUAAACUGUGGCAUAUAGCUAUUCUAAGAAAAGACAGAUCAACCCACUACUGACAGAAUUUCCCUUAGAAAAAGUGGAACACAUGGCUAUCAACUAUGCAAUGAGUACAAGAGCCAUACUAUUUCUGCACCACCAUGUGCUUCUGUCUGUACACAUGCACAUGUGUACAUAUGCGUGCGUGUAUGUGAGACGUAGAAUAACAGCAUCCCUCACAGUGGCUCGAAGACACUGGCUUUACUCUUACAUGGAAGACAAAGAAUUCAAAGCCCAAAUUUUCUAUAGAAACUUCUAGAGAAGUAGAAAAGUAUUUCUUCUAGCAUUUCUAGACAGGAAAUAGCACAAAGCGGAUUACUUGGAAGGAAGGACUGGAAGGUAUCAAUUCAUCUUUCGAGUCAGCCUCCCUUAAUGACCCCUCGUACUUGCAGGCAAUCCAAACUGCUACUGGUGUCUAAGAGCAGCUGCUCAGCUACUGUUAGUUUCUCAUUCUAUGUGUUUCACGGACCAGACCUCUUCACACUUUACAUUAACUUCUGGGUUGAUUUCUUGAGCAGACCACCACCAGCAGAACGUAGGAUCAAUCAGCAAAGAGUGCCCAGUCAAGUCCAAAUAAUCUAGCUUUAAAAGCUGACCUCCACAGAUCUUGUUUGGUUAUUAUCAUCCCUGUGCAUUUAUUUAAUGAUGACUUCAUUCAAGCAUUAAGCACGUACUUAAGCACAAAUCAUUAUUAAAUGCUGAGUUCAUGCAUACAACCCAUAACUUCAAAAGCUGUAGGUUGUUACGACCCCUUAAUUUCACUUCUCAUCUCUUUAGUGUAUAAUAUCUUUUCAUGAAUAACACAUGACGGACCACGUGCCAGUUUGUGACUAGUCUGGGCUCAGGAACCUUAUUUAGUCAUCUUACACAUAUGAUCUACCUGCUGUAAGGAAAUAAUCACAUACAGCCUAGGUACUUUCUAGAUAUUAUGUGUCAUCAUCAACAUGUUCUCAUCUGUCAGCCACCGGUUCACUGUUGAUGAAGUUAAGCCUUGUGCUUUUCAAGUUAUGUACAGCUGACGUUUCUUUGAGUUAGUGUUCUCUAUAUUGUUUUCUAGCUUUUUGACCCAGGUCCUGUUAUUAUGGACACUUCAAAAUUACUCCAUUGUAAUUGAGCUCCAUUGUAGAACUGUUUGUUCCUCCCUGUUUGAACUAGAAGAAUUUUUCAGUUCUUAAAAGUUGGGGUUUUCUUUAGUUUUGGCCAAAAUAAAAUUGUUGGGUUUGGAUUGUUCAUCUCAAAUCAACAUGCAGUUCCUGGAGGUGUUCAAGGCCAAGUUGGAUGGUGCUUUGAGCAACCUGAUCCAGUGGGAAGCAUCCCUGCCCAUGGCAGGGGGGCUGGAACUGGAUGAUCUUUGAGAUCCCUUCUGACCCAAACUGUCCUACGAUUCUACAAGCAGAAAUGGAGAUCGUGCUACAAGGACCCUUCAGUGACAGUUUUCAUCCUCAUGAGAACAGAAACAUAGGAAACAUGUUUUUUGAGACAGAAAACAUAGGAAGCAGACACAAAAGACUUGAAGCAGGCAGAUCUAUGAGGCUGCUACUUCAAAAUAAACUCAAACUUCUUAGUACAAACAAGUCUCAACCUCCCCUUUUACCCAAACCAAGCAUUCCUGCCAACUCCUUGUUUUCCACACUUGAGUGCGUGUGGCCAUAUUACAAACCAGAUGAAGCAGUCCAGCUGAAGAUUAACCUAGAAAAAAAAUCAGCAGCUUAAAGCAACGUGAGACUGCAGACUCUGAUGAGGAUUUGCAUUGAGUUUAUAAUGGGGCUAUUCACACAUGGGACCGAAUAAUCUCUAACAACACACCGCGCUGGAAUCCAGACAAACCCACGUUUCCACACAGCAUGCAACUAUGUUCAACACGAUUUCAUGUUUCCAUAGCUUAUUCAACAUAAUUAGGACCCAAGAGAUGAGUCCUGAUGAGGCACUCCUAAAAAUGCUGUUGGAACAUUGAUUUCCUAAAUUAAAUUUCAUGCAACUGGAUGGGGGG